UAUAUUUUUUUGUCAUUACAGCGAGAGUGCAUAUCGGUACAUAUCGGGCAAGCCGGGGUUCAAAUCGGUAAUGCGUGUUGGGAACUGUACUGCUUAGAGCAUGGCAUUCAACCGGAUGGUCAAAUGCCGAGCGACAAGACCUUAGGCGGAGGAGAUGACUCUUUUAAUACAUUUUUCAACGAAACUGGAGCUGGAAAACACGUCCCUCGAGCAGUAAUGGUCGACUUGGAACCUUCGGUUGUUGGUAUGUACGCGAGAAAGAAAUGACAGUCUAUUGUUAUCUUCUUUUUGCUAUUAAUAUUUUAAACAUCUACCUGUUCAUUUUUUUCAUUUUGUUUCGCUUUUUGAUUUUUGAAAGCUGUACGGCGGAAUUUAGGAAUUUAGCUAAACUUGAAAUACGAUUUCCCUUUUGGUUAUGGGGACAAAUCAAUUUUAAGUAGGUUCAUAGAUACGUUUUUUGACUAGCUUAAUUCGCUAACUGAAAAAAAGGUACCUUACUUUCCAGUUCUAACUGCAAUGAUAGACCGCUUAUUUUAUCAAUGUUUGUUCAGUUUCUUGGCUACUGUCGAUCCCUGUUACCGGUGUUGUCAAGGAAAGUUCUAUAGUCUUUAAAUAUUCAAUGAUUUUAUGAAAUGUUUAGGCGACAGUUUGCUAGUUGUUAAGCAAGCCCAUCUUCAUCCGAUGGGCUUGCAUUGUUAACACAAAAUUGCACUGAUCUGAUUUUUUUGGUUCUCUAAAUUGGGGGGGAAGGGGGGGUUGUACAUAGAAACUAUUUUCGGUACGUGGUGCAUUUGAAGUGAUUUAAGCUCCAAGCUGAAUUACUUCAGCGAAGAAUUUAUAGACACUUAGCUAAGAGCAGCUUUCUAGGGUUCGUGCUAGGCAAGUUUUAAAACAGCGUUUCUAUUUGUCAGAUUUGACGGCGUCAAGUAGUGUUCAUAAUCAUUUGGUUUUUCCUCAUAGAUGAAGUUCGCACCGGUACAUACCGUUGCCUUUUUCACCCUGACCAAUUGAUCUCAGGCAAGGAAGAUGCCGCUAACAACUAUGCCCGCGGGCACUACACUGUUGGAAAGAAUCAAAUUGAUCUCGUCCUUGACAGGAUUCGAAAACUGGUAAGUUCAGUCAGUAACCCGUUGGUGGAAAGUGUCAGCUGUCAUGAAAACAUCCGCCAAGGGAUUAAGCCUGCGAGAAUUUAACCAACAUCUCGAACUAAGUAAAUUCUAUCACCAGAGUUUUGGGAAAAAAAAUUCGUACCCAAACCAAACCACCCAUAACCCCCCCCCCUCCAAAUCAAACAUUAAAUGGUCGGCCCCUUAAACCGCGCUUCAAGUCAGACUUCCUAUAAAUAACCGACUCUUUGUAUCUGUUGGAUGAACAUUUGGGUAUACUUUGUUCCACAGAGCGAUCAAUGUACCGGUCUUCAAGGUUUCCUCAUUUUCCACUCAUUUGGAGGUGGUACUGGGUCUGGCUUCACUUCCUUGUUAAUGGAGCGUCUCUCAGUUGACUACGGCAAGAAGUCCAAGUUGGAAUUUUCUAUCUACCCCUCCCCCCAGAUUGCCACAGCAGUGGUGGAGCCGUACAAUUCUAUUCUCACCACUCACACCACCCUGGAACACUCUGAUUGCGCGUUCAUGGUUGAUAACGAGGCCAUUUAUGAUAUCUGCCGUCGUAAUCUUGAUAUCGAGCGUCCCACGUACACCAAUCUCAAUCGCCUGAUUGGUCAGAUUGUGUCCUCCAUUACAGCUUCGUUGCGGUUUGAUGGUGCACUGAAUGUGGAUCUCACAGAAUUUCAGGUAAUUCUACAUAUACAUUCUACAUAUAUAUUGUUAUUUCAUUCUCCUCAAAGCAAAGAAUGACGUCUUCCUCAACAGUACCCAUUCUUUUCUUUGCAGCCUUGAAAGGCAUUAUGUGUCGAAUUUACCCCCAGUUGAGUUUAGGUAGAGUUUUGCCGCCGAGGCCUUCAAAUCCUGACCCCGGCGAGAGACCCUAUUUUAUGUCCUGACGCAUUUCAUUUCACAUACAGAAUUAGAAUUCUCAAACUAACAUAGUGAAAAUAGAUUUGUCUGGAAAAAAAUUGUUGGUACCAUCCGGAACGCUCAUCGCUAACCUUUAUUUCACACUUUUCCUUGUUCACCCUGUUCAGCGGCAAAUAUCCCUUAGGCCAAAUUAUGAAUCCUUCAAAAAUUUACCCAAGGUAGCUCGGAUUCGACCCAUGCAAGGUUAUCGCAUCCAAGACAGGUUUGAAUUCUGGUGCCACGCUGUGCAUUCCGGAUUCCAGGUACUCCCUGGGUACUGGAUUCCAGGUUCCUUGUCAAUGGAACUUGAAUUCCGAUUUUUAAUCAAAAGCAGGAAUUCGGAAUCCCUCAGCUGUAUUUCGGAUUCCAAAUCCCAGGAUUAUGGAUUCCUUAUGUGAGGCAAUGGCUAUAGAUGGAUAUAAUUUGAAUUGGUUUCUCGCUUAGAGCGAUUUUCGUAUGACCUUGAAAUGAAAACGCGCAAACAAAACAAAAACAAUUAACGAACGGAAAUAGAGCGAUUUGAUUGGUUAAUCGAAAGGAUACAAACGCGUUGGUUGGUCGAGCGGACGCUCGGCUGAAAAAACUUCAUGCCCGAGAACUUUCUAGAAAUCAAUCGAUACUUCGCUUUGCAACACGAAUGGCCAAUCGAACGAUGCCCUCUCCAUAUUAGGGUUUUCUUUAGCGGGAAAACGAAGAGGCCAUGUUUUGAUCUUUUCAUCCAUUGGCUGAUAAACGAAUAACGAACACUUACCGAAACCAAUUUUCAAGGUCAUGCGAAAAUCGCUCUUAAUAAAUAAAUUCUCAACUGUUUUCCCUUGACGUUACAGACCAACUUAGUCCCCUAUCCACGCAUCCACUUUCCCCUGGCCACGUACGCUCCCGUGAUUUCUACCGAGAAAGCCUAUCACGAGGAGUUGAAUGUCGCGGGGAUCACCAGUGCCUGUUUUGAGCCAGCAAAUCAAAUGGUAAAAUGCGACCCACGUCACGGCAAAUAUAUGGCUUGCUGUUUGUUGUUUCGCGGGGACGUGGUACCCAAGGAUGUCAACGCUUCUAUUGCUACUUUAAAGACUAAGAGAUCGAUACAAUUUGUUGAUUGGUGCCCAACUGGAUUUAAGGCAAGUUGCCCUUAG
This is a messenger RNA of Porites evermanni, 3142 nucleotides long. NCBI's taxonomy places the organism in Eukaryota, Metazoa, Cnidaria, Anthozoa, Scleractinia, Poritidae. The record is from the annotation of a GenBank genome assembly.